UGUGGUAGGGAGCAUGAUCCAGUAUGUGUUACUGAAAAUAAGGAAUAUGGUGAUUAAACUAAAAGGGCAGAAAUAUAAGCAAGUAUUGUAUCGAUUCCCCAUGGAAAUACUGUUCAAAUGGCGUGGAGGGUCGAUUAGACUCAAUUCUGGGGUUUCAGUUUUGUGGAUAGGUUUCUCAUAUCCUGGCCUGAUUUACAAUGUUUUUGAAUGGUAGUCACCUGGCAAAUCUUUAUUUAUUUAUCCUAGUCAUAGAAGAAGGAAGACGAUGUGGAUUCUAUAAUGUAAAGAACUGACCAGCCAGCUUCAUGCCCAAAGCUAUCAAACCUGGUUCUUAGAAUCCACGUUUACAAGUCUGGCUCUUUGUUUAGAAAAAGAAAAAAAACACACAAAUAAAUGGGAGACACUUCUCCAUCCCCAGUGAAGACUGAUGGGCGUCAGUCUAUUACUUAGGAUCUUGUUGAGAAAUUUGUCAACAAUUGAAUGAGUUUAUCUGACCAGCUGUGAAUUUAGCACCUAGGGUUUGAUUCUUCAAGUGAGGGGAAUAGCUUGGAGAUUGUGAGUUUCCCUUUGCUCUGCCACCACACAAAAUCAACAAUCGCAACCAAGUCUGAGUAUGAGGGAGAGUCCUCUGCUCAAUAAAGUUAACAUCUUCCUAUUUCUUCCUUUCCCUUCCCACAAACACACAUCUGGUCUAUUUUAUCCCAGCACAAAGCAGAUGCACUGCAAAUGUUAGCUGAGUCUGAUGCUUCUAAUAACCGUGGUGGGAAGUCCAGGCAGAGAAUGUGUUGUUUUCACUAAUACUUGCUCUUCCAAUCUCAGACGUUAAAGUGUCAGCUAAUGACCCCCUGGGUCCCGGCCUUUCCCUGGGGCCUUCUUAAAUACACAAAACCCAAGUGAAGUCAGGACACCAUUAGCACUACAUAAUUCAAGCAAACAAAUGUGUUUACACUGCCUGGCUACUGACCACCUGCCUUCCCAUCCCAUGAGGCAAGUAUCUAUAUAUGGGAUCUCAUCUCCUAGUUCACAGUCCCAGGGGAGGGAGCCUUUCCUUUGGGCCUUGCCAUCUGUGAAUCUGAAAGAAGCUGGGCCCCGACACUAUGCAUCUCCUCUUUCUUCAGCUGCUGGUGCUCCUGCCACUGGGGAAGGCUGCGUGGCCCCAGGAUGGCGGCCAGAGUCAGGGUUCUGUUCCCCCUGUGCUCCUGCUAGAGAGAAAUCCCAGAGAGCUUCCCCUGGGCAACCACGGGGAGGCCGAGGAGAAGCCAGAUCUGUUCGUAGCCCUGCCACACCUGGUAGGUGCCAGCAUUUCGGGGGAAGGUCAGUGGCAGAGAGAGAAGAUGCUAUCCAGGUUUGGCAGGUUCUGGAAGAAGCCUGAGAGAGAACUCCACCCAACGCAAGACCCCAUCAGUGAGCAUAGUCCACCUGGGACCCAGGCCCUUCCUCAGCCCAAGGAUCGGAUGCAGAUAAAGAAGUCUCCUCUUCAGGAAGAAGCCAAGAAAUUCUGGCACCGCUUCAUGUUCAGAAUGAGUCCGGCUUCUCAGGGGGUCAUCUUGCCCAUCAAGAGCCAUGAGGUACACCAGGAGACCUGUAGGACCCUGCCUUUCAGUCAGACCAUCACCCAUGAAGACUGUGAGCAGGUGGUUGUGCAGAACAACCUUUGCUUCGGGAAGUGCGGGUCUACUCGUUUUCCUGAAGCUGCACAGCACCCCCAUGCCUCCUGCUACCACUGCGCGCCCACCAGGUUCACCAGGAUGCACUUGCCGCUGAACUGCUCAGGCCUCGCCCCCGUGGUCAAGGUGGUGAUGCUGGUGGAGGAGUGCCAAUGCAAGGUGAAGGAGGAGCACCAUGAGCACGGAUACCUCCUCCAGGCAGCCUCCCAGGCAGACCUCCAUGCCCCAGAGCCCUUCAUCCCAGAGUUUUCAACUUAAAAAAGCUAUCCCACUAUUACCUGGAAAAGCAAAACCACCAUAGCAAAGUUGCUGAUUAUUCAGACUGGAUAAUAUUCAGCAGGUACAUAAUCUUUUAACGGAAAGAUGGUUUAAGAACAGUUUGGAGGAAAUGGUAUUCUUCUAGUUAUCAGUGCACAAACGGCAUCUAGUUUUGACUCGGCUGUUUACUAGCCAUUGAAUGUUAAGUUGUGGAAGCUUUCUCCACCCGGAGCUGUUCAUCUAUAAACAAGGAGCUUGAACUAGAUGAUUCUAAAGUCCUUUUCACUAUUAAUGUUUCAAUAAUGAUCUAAGUUUUGGUAAAAUCCCUCCCUCUGAAAAAGGAAAAGAAAGAAACUAGACCAUAAAACUAGGCUUCUUGAAUAGCUUGUGAAAGCACUAGCAAGCAUAUAUAGACCUAACAUUUGCAGAAGGAUUCCUCAUAUAUCUAGCUGCCUUUGCAUUUCAGGCAGUAGUUUAUUUGACUUCUAUUGGAUGAUUCAGGAGUUCCACAGAUUUAAGGAGUAACUUGUUUGGUUGCCUCCUAAUUUUUGCUACUCCCCAUAUAAAGUUCUCUGGUUUUGAAGAGAUGUUACUUUUAGUGCUUUCCACAGAGAUGAGGAACAGGCAUGGGUAGCCAAAUAAGUACCUAUUUUAUGGGGAAGGAAAAAAAUAGGCAAAUCCAGAAUUAAAGGUCAAUCCAGAGAUGCCAAUGAAUGUAACCAAGAAAUUCCAGUAGAAGUAGAAUUAAAUAAACGGCAAAUGAUUUAGAAUGGAAAUAAUCUAUAGAUGAAAUCCUUUAUCAACAUGCAUUUUGAAUUAGAUAGUAAGGGUCCAGUGUUUGGAUGACUGUUUUUUACUACUGUAUAAAACUUUGUAUUAAAAAUCUUAUUCUCCAAAUGCCACAAUUGCAAGUUCUGAAAAUGUUCAGAAUAUUUUAGUGUAUUAAAUUAUAGUGGAUCAAGCAUUCUGGGAGAUGUCAUGACAUUCGAUUGCCUUAUAUCAUGUCCUUAUUUGUUUUGUCUGUUCCUAAUUUGAAGGCACUAUCUGGAGAUUAUCUAGCUAGAAACAAUUUGGAAAUGGCUUUCCAAACUAGUGACAAUGGCUUUUUCGGACACUUCAAACAGCUUUCUGUGAAGGUCCUUCAACCACUGUCUUCUGUGGUUAUAUUUGUUCUCCUGCAUUUGUUUCUUUACAUGUACGCAGUAUGCAGAACUGGCUUUCUCUAGCCAUAGUUCCUUUUCUAUAAUCAUUCUUUAGAAACUCACCUUAGACAUUAUUUUAAUUAUUUGGGUGCCUUUGUUUUCCGUAAGCACAUAAAAAAAGUGU
This is a messenger RNA of Pipistrellus kuhlii (Kuhl's pipistrelle), 3251 nucleotides long. It is a transcript of the gene CER1, whose product is annotated as cerberus 1, DAN family BMP antagonist. Gene Ontology annotation, molecular function: morphogen activity. The transcript has 2 exons. Gene Ontology annotation, biological process: signal transduction involved in regulation of gene expression; determination of heart left/right asymmetry. The record is from RefSeq and is a predicted model, not a curated record. NCBI's taxonomy places the organism in Eukaryota, Metazoa, Chordata, Mammalia, Chiroptera, Vespertilionidae. The coding region runs from base 1098 to 1925 and encodes 275 amino acids.